Messenger RNA from Colletotrichum orchidophilum, 1275 nucleotides. Its product is annotated as exo-polygalacturonase. Gene Ontology annotation, molecular function: polygalacturonase activity. Gene Ontology annotation, biological process: pectin catabolic process. The record is from RefSeq and is a predicted model, not a curated record. The transcript is spliced from 3 exons. Gene Ontology annotation, cellular component: extracellular region. NCBI's taxonomy places the organism in Eukaryota, Fungi, Ascomycota, Sordariomycetes, Glomerellales, Glomerellaceae. Bases 1 to 1275 code for a protein of 424 amino acids.
AUGCAACAUCCACUCUUUAGCAUUGCUUUCCUUGCCACCCUAGCCUCUGGCUAUUGGCUGCCCGAGACAGUGAACAAAGAGCAGUUCAAAACCUGCGUCGUUCCCAAGUCCACAGGCGAUGACUCCCCGACCAUCAUCUCGACAGUCAAGUCAUGCGGCAGCAACUCUCGUGUGGUCUUCAGCGCCGGCACAGAGUACAGCCUUCUCACUCCUCUGACAUUCAGCGGCCUCACCAACGUCGAGUUCUUAAUCAAUGGCAAUCUGACUCUUUCAGACGACCCAGCCGCCGUCGCCGCCGUGGUCCACAACCCCAGUGUAUACACGGGCCACUGGAUCAAAGUCUCCAAAAGCACCGGCGUCACCUUCACCGCGUCAACUUUACAGGGCGGUGGCUGGAUCAACGGUCACGGCGAUAAGUGGUGGUCUGCUGCCAAUGUCAGCAGCAACACUGGACGCCCGCAUUUGUUCUCCUUCGCCGUCACGGGCCUCCGACUCCGUGGUCUCAGGAUUCUCAACCCCGUGGCGUGGUGCUUCUCUCUGGCCGGAUCAGAUGUCUUCAUGACCGACACCGUGCUGGACGCGAGCCAAAAGACCGCCAAUGCGUUCCCGUUCAACACGGACGGCAUCGACGUCGGCGGUUCCAAUAUCGUCAUUGACGGCUGGUACAGCGUGAACGGCGACGACGUUAUCAACAUCUCCCCGCCCGCUGUCAACGUGACCAUGCGCAACAUUGUCGCGUAUGGCACGCACGGCAUCUCGGUCUCUUGCGCGGUUGGAACGGGCAGCGGAUAUCUGUUUGAAAACGCAGUGAUUCACGACUCGGUGUUUGGCGCUCGUUUCAAGGGCUCUGUGGGCACAACGUGCCAGAUUUCCAAUGUCACUUGGAGCAACAUCACUAUCACCGAAACCUCCUACCCGAUCCACUUCAUCGAGGACUACGUCGAUCAAGAAAAGGGCGCUGCUGGCAAGAACCUUUCGCUGGCGGCGUAUGCAAAGAACUUCCGAUGGGAAAACAUCAAAGCACAAACCGGCAAGAGCCUCAAGGAUGGCAGCUGCACCUCCAAUCCCUGCUGGAGUCAUACUAUCGGCGAAUCGACUGAAAAGGGACUGUACCUCAUUUGCAAAGACGCGGCCCAUUGCCAAAACUUCACCUUCAAGGACAUCACUCUCACUGGCGCUGACGGUCGUCCAGGCCAGAUGGAGUGUGUGGGACUGGAGGGAGACACCACCCUCGGCAUCCCUUGCACCAAUGGUACUUUGACCGGAGGCAAAUAG